GGUGCCAGGCGGCUCUGUGACUGUGACCCUGCCCCUGCCCCUUGGCACGCACCCUCGUGGGUGGGCGCUGCCUUGGAGCCAGGGACACGCAGGGACACGCAGGGACCCCUUCCCUGUGCCGCUGUGGGUGCCCGAGGCAGGCAGGGGUAGAGACGCGAGUCUGGGUGGGGCGACCCCACCGCUGCUGCUGCCUCUGCCGAACACCUGACUUGGAAAAAAGACCAACUCGAAAGGCGUGCUGUAAGAACUAGAGGGUGUGACACACUCACUGAUGUUCACGGAGGUGCGUGUUGACGUCUCCAGGAGGGACUUGAGGACUGCACCUGGUUCAGAGGUGUUGCGCUGUUUCCCAGUGACUGCGCUCAGCUCUGCAGGGGUCACGGUGGCGAUGAGGACAGUUUGUGUUAAAGAACCUGGGCUCGAGGCUGCUAUCUGCUGCCAUCACCGGACCCGCCCAGCGAGCACAGGGGCCUGCACACCUCCGACUACUCAGGAUCCCACAUCCACGUGCCCUGCUGUCUGGGGCGCUGGAGUGGGGGCCCGGAUGGAAGGACCACAGAGUCCCUCCGAGAGGCCCGGCGGUGGCAGCGGCGACAUAGUCACCGAGACGCGCCUGGUGGGGUCCUGGCCCCGCGCCUCGCCCGUGCCACUGGCCUGCCGCCCGCCCCUCUGCGCCUUCCCCGCUAGAGGCCCCGGCCUCUGCGUGUGGAGCAGCACGGACCCCGCGGGCCAGCUCCUCGUCCUCAGAGGACACCGUGACCCGGUCACCGCCGUGGCCUUUGGGAAUGCAGGGAGCCCGCCGCUGGUCUGCUCGGCGUCGCCAGACUGCGUUGUAACGUGGAGACUGGACGAGUGCAGAGAGCAAGCCCUGCGGGGGGUGGGUCCGCGCGGCGCUGUCCUGGGCACCCUGCUGGGAAAGGUGCCGUGUGUGCGGUUCCGUCCAGACGACCGGGCGGCCGCGGUGUGCGCUGGCAACCAGGUCCUCCUGCUGGACGUCGAGGCCCGGUCCGUGCUGGCCCAGCUGCAGGGGCACCAGGGCCCCGUGACGGCGGCGGAGUUCUGUCCCUGGCAGCCGCACGUCCUGGUCUCCGUGGCGGAGGACAGGUGCUUCAAGGUCUGGGACAGCCGCAUGGGAUCCUUGCUGCACAGCUCGCCGGUGCUCACAGCCGCCCCCCUCCUGAGCCUCUGCAUGGACGAGCAGAGCCAGCAGCUGGUGGCCGGCUGUGCCGAGGGCCAGCUCUGUGUCUGCAGUUUGGUGGAAAGCCACCGUUACCGGUGUGUGACGCGCGUCGACCUGAGGAAGCAGGUGGAGAGCUUCCGUGCCAGGAUGGCUGGGCCCAGGCCGUGCGGCUGGCCAGAGGACAGUGAGCUUCCCUCCGCAGACGCACCGGGGCGAGGGGACGCGGUGGACGCGACGCUUCCUGCGCUGGGCCUGGCGCGCUGCGACCUGGCGCGCCUCCGCGGUCCUGACCGGGGCCUCAGCCUCCCCGCUGCGAGCACCGGCGGCCUGUGGGUCGGCAGCUCCACGGGCUCUUUCCUGCUGAACUUGGCCAACUUUGAACUGGAGGCCGUCUUGCUCUAUGAGGAUUUCAGGCACCUCAGCAUUCAGGUUGCUGGAUCCUGUGCCGUGACGAGCGGCGAUGAAAAGGCCUUCUGCUUGCUCGCCUCCAUGUUUGGGGGUGAGGUCGCGCUGCUGGAGGUCGACCUGGCCGCUCUCGUGAGGUCUCAGCAGCGCCCCCUCCCGGGAACGCCUCUCUCAGUGCUGCCCAGCUCCUGCGUCUCGCCGACCUCCCCUCUGCGCUUCGGGGUCGCUGCGGAGAGAUGGGCCAGGCCGGGCGGCCACAAACGCGCUGCUGCCCGGGGCGCCGUGCGGGACCAGCCCCUGGUGUUCCACAGCUCCAUCCGGUCGUCCGGCUACGCGGCCGCCCCGCACGCCGCCACAUUCUCACGGAAGACCGCCGUCAAGGGCGGCCAGGACAGGUCCUCAGGGCGCAGGAACGUGCACCAGCGCGAGGAGUACCCCUCGGAGAAGUCCGUGCCGACCACCCUCCGCAGGCAGCUCGCCGUCCCCCAGGGCCCGGCCGCCGUGUGCUGCGUCCAGUUCUCAGGAGACGGGCGGCGGCUGGCCUGUGGCCUGGCCAACCACGUGUUGCUGGUCUUCGGUGCCGAUCUCACCGGGGCACCUGCUGUUUUCUCAGGUCACGACGGGGCUGUGAGCACCCUGGACUGGAGCCACGAUGGCCGAUGGCUGCUGUCCGCCUCCCAGGACGGGACGCUGAGGCUGUGGUCGGCACGCAGCAGGGAGGCCGUCCUGUGUCUGGGCAAGGCCGUGUUGGCGCAGCCCGUGCGCGCCGCCCAGUUUUACUACCUCGACGCCUUCCUGCUGCUGUCCGCGGGCCCUGAGCUGCUGCUGCUCAAGUACCACGUGGACACGCGCAAGGACGAGAUGAACAGGUACAAACAGCGGAGCGGAUGCAGCCCGGUCUUCAGGCUCCCCAUGGCGGGCGCCGCGGAGAUCACCUGCCUGUCCGCCGUCAACGAGUUCUACUCCCACCUCGUGCUGGCCGCCGGCCGGAACAGGGCCGUGGAAGUCUUCGACCUCAACGCCGGCCGCAGUGCAGCCGUGGUCGCGGGAGCCCACACACGGCCCGUGCACCAGAUCUGCCAGAACAAGGGAUCGCCCUUUGCCACCCAGCAGCCGCAGGCGUACAACCUCUUCGCCACGGCAGCCGUGGGUGACGGGGUCCGGCUGUGGGACCUGAGGACCCUGAGGUGCGAGCGCCGAUUCGAAGGCCACCCCAGCCGCUGCUACCCGUGUGGCCUGGCCUUCAGCCCGUGUGGGCGGCUCCUGGCCAGCGGGGCCGAGGACCGACACGCGUACGUGUACGAGAUGGGCUCCAGCACCUUCUCCCACCGACUGUCAGGACACACAGACACCGUCACCACGGUGGCCUUCAGCCCGUCUGUCCCCCAGGAGAAGCGAAGAGAACGUGAAUGGGCCGCAAGCCGGCCCUGCAGAUGGUGAGUGGCCUCGCGUCAGAGCGCAGAGGAAGACUCUGUGCAGAGGAUGUAAGGCGUGUUACGCGGCGAGGACCUGGGCGUCUCGGUUCCGCUCUGUCCCCGUGAGUCCGGAGCUGCGGGCCAGAGAAGGCCGUCAUCGGUGUCUGCCCGCUGCCGCGAGUGUGUCAGGUUCCUUGGGGAGACUGGGAUGCCGAUGUGUUAACUGGGGUGGUCGCCGGGCCCUGGCAGGGUCUCUGUGGAGGGGCUGCCUCCAUGUCCGUGUGCUGGGUUGACCGGAGAAGGGGUGCGGAUCUCCGAGUGAGACGAGCAUCUCCCUGGCAGAGAAGAAACCCCUGCUGGGCAGGAUGCGCACCCCCAGAGCUACCAGGGGUGCGGCCCUGUGUGGGUCCUGUCCUGCCGCGCCCCAGUCCUGAGGCUGCUGCUUCCUGGGGAAGGUCCAUGCCGCGCGUGGAGGGGCCCGUCCGAUGGCCGGAGAGUGUGUGUGAUCUGUGUCUAAUGUCUGGGGGAGGGCCCGGCGUGGACGAGACUCGACGACCCCCUCAAAAUGUUAGAUGAACGCCACAUGUCAGGAUCUCACGGUGCUGGUGUCAGGGCCCCAGGCAACGUUCCAGAAACUGGGAGAGGCCAGUCAGGGCCGCACCUGGGCCGGCAGCCCCAGCCGAGUCCUCCCUGGGGGCUGCGGGUGGGUGGUGGGGCGGUGUGGGACUCCCUGUCUGCACUGGGACCUCCACUGGUUGCUCGGCGUCGGGCUGCUGUCCGGCCCUGCUUGUGGGGCCCCGAGACCUCCCUGGGGAGGGGGACGGAGCUGACUCCCCGCAGCGCCUGGUGCAGCAGCGGGACAAGCGGGCCUAGGGGCUGCAGAGCAGCUGGGGUCCCAGCAGUGACUCCCCACAGACUCUGCCCCUUGUCCCGGGGCCUGCCGGCGGGGCUCCGGCCGCUCUGCUGCUGGGCUCAGGGAGCUGGGACUCUCCCCUGGGGCCCUCCCCCCGUCUGCCCACCCCCGGCGGCACAGAGGACUCCUCUGUGUUCCUUCCGAGGUGUGUUGAGGGGUCACAACACCGGGGCACCCUGAGAACUUGGAAAAUACGAUAUUCUUCUCGUGGUCAGGAUUUUAAAUUUUAAAAUACAGGGAAAAAUCUAUUUUGAUUGAACUUAAUGGAAGGAGAUUGUUGCCACCACAUCUAUUUGAGCAGUUUUCCUUGAGUUUCCAUCUUGCUGCUGAAUACACUGUGACCAAAUCACACCUGACACUUUCCGUGGAAAAGAGCCUCGGAGAGCUGGCCAGGCUUUGUCCAGUCCAGGCGCCCGACGUGCCCAGGGUCAGUGCUGCUGACAGACACCCGCUCCUCUCAGCCCUGCGCGCACCCACCACUGCCCACGGCGAGGUUGGGUUGCCGCCGUCUUGGCCCCGCUCCUCUUGUGUUUUGCGGACUCAGUGUCGUCCAUCCCCGAGUCUGUGACUCUCCCCACCAGCUGCGCUCUGGACUGCGGGAGGCUGGAUGGCCAGCGCCUGCUCUGCUGAGACUGCAGUGAUCGCCGGGCCCUCUGCGGCAUCUGCUGUGUCCCCACGAGCUCCCUCAUUGUGCAUCCGCCGCCUGUGGCCUCUGUCCUCUGGCAUCACCCGGCGGCCCGGUGAGCUGAGACCCUGGUGUCACAAGUGAGGGUCUGCGGCCCGCCCGCCUGAGUGCCCUCCCACCAGCCUCCUGCCCAGCUGCCAGCCGCCCCCGAGGAGGCGCUGUCCACAUGGCCUCCGUGAUUUCCAUGAGCCUUGAUUCCAGCCACAGUCACUGACGGACACACCUGGUCCAUUCUCACACAAUUGCUUGACAGUGAAGGGAAGUGCCUCAAAAGAUGGCUGGUGUAAUUCCGGUCGCCCCUGUGCGAUGCGUCGGCGCCGGGGACGCAGCUCCCUGAGCCUCGGUGAACAAGCAGUGAAGAGAACCUGCUCCGCCUGCUCGACUGUGAUUGUCACUGCGGCCCUUGGCGUGCGGUGCUGAAGUGUUGGCAAUAGUGUUAAAUUGUCAUUUGAUCAGAAAUGUGAGUGAGAAAUGGGCCGGGUGUGGGGAGGGGCGGGGCAGAGGGAAGGAGACCUGCUUCUCUGCGCCGCCCCUCGCCCCCCGGGGGUGCCUGGGCUCCUUUGCACUCGGAGAACUUCCAAAAGGCGCUUGACUGUGAGAAAACACGUGUGUCCACUGCGGAGGCUGGACAGGGAUGUCGGCCGCGUGGAUGAAGCGGAGCAGGACCGCAGGAGGUGACGCGAGUGCCGCUGACCGGCGUCGGGCUUGCACUUCCCGCCCUUCCUGACAGCGCGUGGGACUGUCGUUCUCCCUCCUGGUAAACAGGGAAAGGCAGGGACUGGACUGGGCCCCUUGGGCUGCGGCUGUGCUCCUGCUGGGCGGCCGGGGGUCUCCACGGCAGCUCACGCACCGUCGCCGUGACAGCCGCCCGUGCUGCCUGUGGCACACGUGCAGCUGCGUGUGCUGCAGUGCUGGAGUCGUGGCCACGGAAGAUGGUUCGUGUUCCCUCUAAUGGUCGUUGAGCUAACUUCUGGCGCGGGGAAGGGAUUUGUUCCGGAUGGCCUGGCAGGGCCUCCGGCCCCGCACACUGUGGUCAUGGCAGAGGAAUGUGGCGGUUGGCGGUGAUUUUGUUCUGCUCGGCUGCUUUGUAAGUGAUUUACAAGCUCAGCUUGAAGAAGUCGUGUCGAAAUCAGCUCGCUCUCCACGCACGUGUCCCAUCGGUCCAGAGUUGCGCAACGCCGGGAGGGCGUGCGUGGCGGACACGGCAGCUGGCUGUCAGCUCGAGGGCGGGCCCGGCACAGAGACAGCCGGGGAGCACAGCGGAGAGCCACAUAGCACCGUCCCCGGGAGAGCCGCGCGGGCUCUGCUGCGUCUCCUCAGCAGUUGCCGAGUGGAAUCUCAAACGCGGUGACUCACUCCAGCGAGCCUGGUCCAAAGCUCGCCUCUCUCACCGACUCCCCAAAGAGAAGCUGGAGCCGAAUUAGAAAGUGGAUCACACUUCUGACUUAACGAGCGCGGUUUGGCCAUGAGAAAAAGUCUCUGUCUCGGCACAAGCUGUAGAAUGUGCAGCCAUUGAAUGGGGGGUUUAAGAGGCAGACACGCAAUGUGUCGGAAUUGUCUUUUAACUUAAGGGAUGAUAUUUCUAGAUGCUCGAUAUAUAUUUUAAACAAACAAUAUAUACCAUUUUACUUAUUUUUUAAAGAUUUAUUUGUUUUUAGAGAGAGGAAGGGAGGGAGA
Messenger RNA from Phyllostomus hastatus (greater spear-nosed bat), 6275 nucleotides. RefSeq names its product WD repeat domain 27 (gene WDR27). The transcript is spliced from 26 exons. NCBI's taxonomy places the organism in Eukaryota, Metazoa, Chordata, Mammalia, Chiroptera, Phyllostomidae. Gene Ontology annotation, molecular function: protein binding. The record is from RefSeq and is a predicted model, not a curated record. Bases 272 to 3025 code for a protein of 917 amino acids.